Messenger RNA from Perca fluviatilis (European perch), 1389 nucleotides. RefSeq names its product Fc receptor-like protein 5. Gene Ontology annotation, molecular function: transmembrane signaling receptor activity. Lineage: Eukaryota; Metazoa; Chordata; Actinopteri; Perciformes; Percidae. Gene Ontology annotation, biological process: cell surface receptor signaling pathway. The transcript is spliced from 7 exons. The coding region runs from base 300 to 1178 and encodes 292 amino acids. The record is from RefSeq and is a predicted model, not a curated record.
UAAUAUAUAUAAAAUUAUGAGAAUAUAAAAAAACAUGGAGUAAUGGAUAAAAUAUGAAAGAAAUAUCACACAUCAGUAUGACAGAUAAAAACUUUCCACUACAGUGCAUGCUGGUUGUGGCUAACAUGCUAAAUGCUAACAUGCUGAUGGAUGAUCCUCCACUUCACGUUCAGACAGGAAACCACAACACUGCCAGUCACACAGCCGGUCACACUGCUAGUCACAGAGGAAGGAGGGGGCUUUACUUGAUGCGACUAUGAAGUGAACAAAGGGUAUACAUCAUUUCACCAACUGUUACAAUGGAGGAAACAUCUCUACUCUGGCUGCUUUUUCUAAACUUACUGCUGAGCAGCACAACAAACCAAGCCUCUCUGAGUGUAAGUCCCAGCAGCUCUCAGAUGUUUAGAGGACAGCAUGUCUCUCUGAGCUGUGAGGAGGACGACAGCUCGGCUAGAUGGACUCUGAGGAGGAACACAGUCAAAGACAAAGAUGAAACCAGAGCGUGUGGGGUAGACUGGGGAAAAACUGUUGGUUCUUCAUGUAAAAUCAGCUACAUCCUCCCAUGGGACAGUGGAGCUUACUGGUGUGAGUCCAGAGAGGGAGCAACCAGUAACAGCAUCAACAUCACUGUCUCUGAUAAACCAGUGAUCCUGCAGAGUCCUGUCCUCCCUGUGAAGGAGGGAGAAGAUCUCACUCUGACCUGUAUAGCAAAGAACUCCUCCAACCUCCCAGCUGGUUUCUAUAAAGAUGGCUCCUUCAUCAGGACUGAGCCUGCAGGUCACAUGACCAUCCACCAUGUUUCCAGGUCUGACGAAGGCCUGUACAAGUGUCACAUCAGCAGUGUUGGAGAGUCUCCACCCUGCUGGGUCUCUGUCACAGGGAAACCAAAGACCACAAGCCCUCCUUCGAGCUCUCUGCCGACCCCUUACACAACAACAGCUCUGCCUCCUGACACAAUCUCAGACCGCCUCCACCUUCUGUUAAGACUAGUCGUCCACCUGGUGGUGUUCUGUCCGUACUGCAUCUCCACUUUCAUCAUGGUGUCUCUAUAUAGAGACAGGACUACAGGAAAUGACCUGCCCAUCUCCGUGGUGAUGACCCCGCCCACCCAGGCUGUGGAAGGAUUGGAAGAUAACUAUGAUGUCAUCACUGCUGUCACCACGGUACACCACAUCUGAACUGAUUUGAAAAGAAGCUCAAGUGUUUUGAGUCCUCAUAGAUCAGAAAAAGGGCGGAACUGAAAGGUUUUGUCUCAUUGCACAUCUUUGGUCUGGACUUAAGUAGCAGAUAGUUGAUCAGGUUCUGCUGUAAGUUGUGUUGUUGUUCAUGUUUGUUUGGAUGCCAAGUUUUCAAUCUCUUCAGAUCAAAUAAAUUAAAAUGAUGAGCGUC